Molecule: messenger RNA, 2106 nt
Organism: Elephantulus edwardii (Cape elephant shrew)
Lineage: Eukaryota; Metazoa; Chordata; Mammalia; Macroscelidea; Macroscelididae
Gene: MYORG
Product: KIAA1161 ortholog
Exons: 1
Coding region: 61-2106 (681 amino acids)
Biological process (GO): skeletal muscle fiber development; carbohydrate metabolic process
Molecular function (GO): hydrolase activity, hydrolyzing O-glycosyl compounds
Source: RefSeq, a predicted model, not a curated record
GCCUAUCUCCGUCACCGCCCUGUGAGUCUUAAGAGCCCUGAAGCAUCAACAGACAGCACUAUGUACACCUUCCUGCCAGAUAACUUCUCACCUGCCAAGCCCAAGCCGUCCAAAGAGCUGAAACCACUGCUGGGCUCCGCAGUGUUGGCACUGCUGCUGGUGCUGGCUGCGGUUGUCGCCUGGUGCUACUACAGCGCCUCUUUACGCAAAGCAGAACGCCUGCGCACAGAACUGCUGGAUCUUAACCGCGGUGGCUUCUCCAUUCGCAACCAGAAGGGCGAGCAGGUCUUCCGCCUGGCAUUCCGCUCAGGAGCGUUAGACCUCAAUUCCUGCAGCCGCGAUGGUCACCUGCUCGGCUGCUCGCAAACUGCUGAUGGACGCCCGCUGCACUUCUUCAUUCAGACAGUUCGGCCCAAGGACACGGUCAUGUGCUACCGUGUUCGCUGGGAGGAGGCAACAGAAGGACGUGCAGUUGAGCAUGCCAUGUUCUUGGGCGACUCUGCAGCACACUGGUACGGUGGCGCAGAGAUGAGGACACAACACUGGCCCAUCCGCCUGGACGGCCAGCAGGAGCCACAACCUUUUGUCACCAGCGAUGUCUACUCCUCUGACGCUGCCUUCGGAGGUAUCCUUGAGCGCUACUGGCUGUCAUCUCGCGCAGCCGCCAUCAAAGUCAACGACUCGGUGCCCUUCCACCUGGGCUGGAACAGCACGGAGCGCUCCCUGAGGCUGCAGGCGCGCUACCACAACACGCCCUACAAGCCGCCUGCAGGCCACGCAGCAGCGCCCGAGCUCAGCUAUCGUGUGUGCGUGGGCUCCGACGUCACCUCCAUCCACAAGUACAUGGUGCGGCGCUACUUCAACAAACCGUCCAGGGUGCCGGCACCCGAGGCCUUCCGGGACCCGAUCUGGUCCACGUGGGCGCUGUACGGAAGAGCGGUGGAUCAGGACAAGGUGUUGCGGUUCGCCGAGCAGAUUCGUCAGCACCGCUUCAAUAGCAGCCACCUGGAAAUCGACGACAUGUACAUGCCCGCCUACGGAGACUUUGACUUCGACGAGGUCAAAUUCCCCAAUGCGAGCGACAUGUUCCACCGCCUGCGCGACGCCGGCUUCCGUGUGACGCUGUGGGUGCACCCGUUCGUCAAUUACAACUCAUCGAGCUUCGGCGAAGGCGUGGAGCGCGAGCUGUUCGUGCGCGAGCCCACCGGCCGGCUGCCCGCGCUGGUGCGCUGGUGGAAUGGCAUCGGCGCCGUGCUCGACUUCACGCGCCCCGAGGCCCGCGACUGGUUCCAGGGCCACCUGCGGCGGCUGCGCUCGCGCUACGCGGUGGCCUCCUUCAAGUUCGACGCGGGCGAGGUGAGCUACCUACCGCGGGAUUUCAGCACCUACAGGCCGCUGGCGGACCCCAGCGUGUGGAGCCGGCGCUACACCGAGAUGGCGCUGCCUUUCUUCUCACUGGCCGAGGUCCGCGUGGGCUACCAGUCGCAGAACAUCUCGUGCUUCUUCCGCUUGGUGGACCGGGACUCGGUGUGGGGCUACGACCUGGGCCUGCGCUCUCUCAUUCCCGCCGUGCUCACCGUCAGCAUGCUGGGCUACCCGUUCAUCCUGCCCGACAUGGUGGGCGGCAACGCGGUGCCGGAGCGCAUGGCUGGCGGCGGCGACGUGCCCGAGCGCGAGCUGUACGUGCGCUGGCUCGAGGUGGCCGCCUUCAUGCCCGCCAUGCAGUUCUCCGUCCCACCCUGGCACUACGACGCCGAGGUGGUGGCCAUCGCGCACAAGUUCGCGGCGCUGCGGGCCUCGCUCGUGGCGCCGCUGCUGCUCGAGCUGGCUGGGGAGGUUACCGACACGGGAGACCCUAUCGUGCGCCCCCUCUGGUGGAUCGCUCCUGGCGACGAAACGGCACACCGCAUCGACUCACAGUUCCUUAUUGGGGACACCCUGCUCGUGGCGCCGGUGCUGGAACCAGGCAAGCAGGAGCGGGAUGUCUAUUUGCCUGCUGGCAAGUGGCGCAGCUACAAGGGCGAGCUUUUCGACAAGACCCCUGUGCUUCUCACCGACUAUCCUGUUGACCUGGACGAGGUUGCCUACUUUACCUGGGCCUCUUGA